Symbiodinium natans is the source of this 1563-nucleotide messenger RNA. NCBI's taxonomy places the organism in Eukaryota, Dinophyceae, Suessiales, Symbiodiniaceae. The record is from the annotation of a GenBank genome assembly.
AUGGCUGCUGCGAGCUCUCCGCUGCUGGCUGCUGACGAUCCAAAGCGUGUCGUCGUUGCCCUGGGCGCCGGAGGCGAGAAGGUUUUCAAGCUCGAUGGCGAGGAGGUAGUGCUGAUGGGAGGCAAUUACGUUUUCAAGACCCAGCCUUACUUCCCGCCACGCGAGGUAGUGAGCGCCAAUGCCAAGCAGAUGUCAGAUGGUGCACGGAGCAUGAGCUACACACCCCCACCAGCAGCUGAUGGGUCCCCUAGAUCAGUGAAGGCAUGCGUCCGCUUGGGCUGUAUGUUGGAGGGCGCGAUGCCCAACAAAGCGGGGUCGGUGGACCCGACUUGGGCCGCCAACCUUGACGCGACCAUCGAAGCAUUCGCCGAGCAAGGGGUCUACGUCUUCUUGGAGGUGCACAUGGAUGCAUUUUCAACGACCAACGGUGGCGAUGGCUUCCCCUGGUGGAUAGGGGAUUACAUGCAAAGCAAUAUCAAGAGCGACAGUGCAAGCGGCCACUGCUGCUGCUUCGGCUCGCCAUCUUACAUCGUCAACCCAGAGAAUCCAAUGACGCUCGUGUUCCCCAGCUGGUUGGCAUGCUGUUGCUGCAUUCGGGGCGUGCAGACCGAGGGUAACAAUCCUUGGGCAGCCUAUGCCAUUGGCACCGGCCUUGGCAAUCCAGCUGCUAUGAAUGUGGGCAAUCUGAGUGUUCGGCUCAACAACAACGACUCGGCCUGGCAAGCAGGCACCCUCACGUGGAUCACCCAGGUGCAUAACUAUGCAGCGCGCUUUUACCAAAGUGCCUCAACGAGCGACCGAGAAGCAAUCUUCGAGCCCUACUGCCAGCACAUUCGCUACCUCUGUCGGAAGUGGGAGCAGCACUGGAACGUGGUGGCUGUGGAGUUGCUAAACGAGCCAGUAUUGGGCGGCUUGCCGAGCCUUCGCCAAUACUUCACCAACCGCCGCAAUCUGUUCGACCUGUAUGCCGGGGUACUGGAGGAGCUGGGGCAAAGCGAGCCGCCCAUCCGCACACCCCUUGCGCUUCAAGAUGGCUUCGGCUCCCUUGCCCGGGCAUCCUGCCUCAUGAAGCUGCUGUCCUGCAUUCCGAUUUCAAGCAAGGCGCAGCAGCAGCUCCGAGAAUGGGGGGAGAAGUGCCAGCUCAUCCUGAGCAUCCACUGGUACCCAGGUCUGGGGUGCCUGUCCCACAACACAACCAUCCUCCCAAAGGCCUUCAUCGCCAUGGCCAAGGAAGAGUCCAGAGAUCUCAUGGCGUCGUCCCCUUUAUGGCUGUCGGAGUUUUAUUUACCUUCCGUGUCCGAAGGGCUGGCUUUUUUUGCCAACGCUGGUCUCCCUGCAAUGACAUACUGGCAGUACGUUGACACGGAGUACACGCAGACCGGCGGAUGGUUCAAGUAUCCUCCUUCAGUUACGCAGUAUGGCGAGCCCAUCACAACCGAUGGAACGGUCAAUGCCGAGGCCUGGGCAGCCUAUGAGAAGACCGUCGCCGACGGCAGCUAUUGGGGUGGCAUGGUUUGCGGCGGUGCUAACGGGCAGAAUGACGUCCUCUCCAAGGUGAAAUGA